This is a messenger RNA of Procambarus clarkii (red swamp crayfish), 522 nucleotides long. NCBI's taxonomy places the organism in Eukaryota, Metazoa, Arthropoda, Malacostraca, Decapoda, Cambaridae. The record is from RefSeq and is a predicted model, not a curated record.
CUCCCUUCAACUAGCGACCCUUCAACUAGUGACCCUUCAACUAGCAACCCUUCAACUAGCAACCCUUCAACUAGCAACCCUUCAACUAGCCACCCUUCAACUAGCGACCCUUCAACUAGCGACCCUUCAACUAGCCACCCUUCAACUAGUGACCCUUCAACUAGUGACCCUUCAACUAGCGACCCUUUAACUAGCGACCCUUCAACUAGCGACCCUUCAACUAGCGACCCUUCAACUAGCGACCCUUCAACUAGCGACCCUUCAACUAGCAACCCUUCAACUAGCGACCCUUCAACUAGCGACCCUUCAACUAGCGACCCUUCAACUAGUGACCCUUCAACUAGCGACCCUUCAACUAGCGACCCUUCAACUUGCAACCCUUCAACUAGCGACCCUUCAACUAGCGACCCUUCAACUAGCGACCCUUCAACUAGUGACCCUUCAACUAGCGACCCUUCAACUAGCGACCCUUCAACUAGUGACCCUUCAACUAACUCCCUUCAACUAGCUCCCUUCAACUAA